UUAAGGAUACUAUUUUAUGUAUUUUGCCAGAGACCCAAGCCAAAGAUAUUGAGCCUGAACCAUUAAGUGACUACAGAUUACUCACCUUUUAUGAACACACUCCAGCCACAAGAAUGUGGACUGUACACUUUGUGGUUACUAAGAACAACACCUCUCACAUUGAAAAAGCAGUAUCUGAGAUGAGUCCAAGGUCAUGUAUUAGAGGUGAUCCUGAGAUUGUGUUUUCAUUUGAUGAUGAGGGACAAAUUGUUUUUGAUAUUAAAUCAUCAUUAUUUAAUGGAUGGGAAUUGUUACCAUUACAAACACCUUGCAAAAUACGUAAAGCUGAUGUUGAUUUUCAUUGUUCUAAUGAUGGUGGUCUUAGUAAGGUGUCUUUGCGUGUUGAAAGUCCACCUCAUUCCAAUAGUUUUACACACAGCAUUACUAUUACUGGAACAAGAGAUCCAUCAUUGUCUAUUGCAAUUACAUGUUCAGAUCCUUCAUUGUUGCCUCCUGUAGUAAGAGAAGAUGAUGUCCCUCCUCCAGUUAAUCCCAGCAUUAGAGAGCUAAUGGAAGAAGUUGCUGCCAAAGCUCCCAAGGAAUGGAUAAAAAUUGGCACAAUGCUUGAUAUUGAUCAACAUGUGUUGGAUGGUUUCAAAUCUCAAUAUAGUCCUGAUUUAAUGGAAUGUUAUCGUGCUGUUUUUAAUCACUGGAAAGAUACUGUUCCACGUCCUUACACUUGGGCUACUAUUGUGAAGGUUUUAGAAUCAGGUGUAGUUCAAAGAAAUGUUCUUGCAGCAGAAAUUAGAAAAAAAUAUAUCUAAGAAAAUUUAAACUGUGAUGUUUUUAACUAUUUUGUUGAUAUUAUAAUUUUGUAUUUUUAAUAAUAAAAAUAGUGUUUCAAUAAUUUGCUACUAUUGUGCAUGUAUGUUAGUAUGUGCAUUCUGUUUGGUAUAUU
Messenger RNA from Amphimedon queenslandica, 937 nucleotides. RefSeq lists its product as uncharacterized. The transcript has 6 exons. The record is from RefSeq and is a predicted model, not a curated record. Lineage: Eukaryota; Metazoa; Porifera; Demospongiae; Haplosclerida; Niphatidae. The coding region runs from base 114 to 803 and encodes 229 amino acids.